AUGCCGCCCACACAAGCUGGCUACUUACAAAGCUUGCCUCAAGGGGUUAAGCGGAGGGUCAAUGCUCUCAGAAAUCUUCAGGCAGAAUAUGCCCAAAUAGAAGCCGAAUUCUACAAAGGCAUUUACCAUCUUGAGCUAAAGUAUGCUGCCUUCUCCCAACCUCUGUUUGACAAGAGGUCUGAUAUCAUCAAUGCAGUGUAUGAGCCCACAGAAGAUGAGUGUCAGUGGGCAGUAGGUGUUCAGGAAGGAGUGUGUGAAGCAAUGGAAAGAGAGCCUGAAGGAAAACCGCACAUUAAUGGCAUACCUCAUUUUUGGUUGACAGCUUUCAAGAAUAUAAAGGUUCUUUGUAAAUUGAUCCGAGAAAAUGAUGAACUGGUACUGGAGCACUUGAAAGAUGUAAACAUUAAAUUUUCAGGGGUUGAGGAACCAAUGAGCUUCACCGUAGAACUUGUCUUUAAGUCAAAUGAAUAUUUUUUCAUCGAAGUUCUGACAAAAACAUACCUCAUGCCAUCACACCCAGAUGAUUCUGAUCCCUUCUCCUCCCGAGUGCCAGAAAUAAUCGGCAGCACAGGUUGUGCCAUUGACUGGAAAGAG
Messenger RNA from Orycteropus afer afer, 594 nucleotides. RefSeq names its product nucleosome assembly protein 1-like 1. Gene Ontology annotation, cellular component: chromatin; nucleus. The record is from RefSeq and is a predicted model, not a curated record. Lineage: Eukaryota; Metazoa; Chordata; Mammalia; Tubulidentata; Orycteropodidae. The transcript has 3 exons. Gene Ontology annotation, molecular function: histone binding; chromatin binding. The annotation marks the transcript as partial. Gene Ontology annotation, biological process: nucleosome assembly.